CAAGAUGUGAAUCGCAUCCUGAAAACAAGCGCUAUCUCGGAGUCUCUUAUCAUACGCAUAAAGAAAUAUUGACUUUAUAUUGCUAGGAUGUUUGUUUCAAGUUGGUUGUUUUCUACUUGAAACUAAUUAAAAACAGGAGAUUAGUAAACGUCUAGCAUGGUACAGCCAACGCUCUCUGCAAGUGUCGGAUAUGGCAUAGUCGUUGGUCUCGGAUUGGGUUUCACUGUAUUGAUGAUAUCUGUUUCAUGGGUUCUUAAAAAAUACAACAGAGAAAACCAAACAUCUGAACACUUUAACACUGCUUCACAUAGUGUUAAAACUGGUUUAGUCGCUAGUGCUGUUGUGAGUAGCUGGACGUGGGCAUCAACAUUACUCACAAGUGCUCAAAAAACUUACCAAUACGGUGUUUCAGGAGCAUUCUGGUAUGCUUCUGGUGCUUGUGUUCAAAUAUUGUUAUUCACAGUUUUGGCAAUUGAGUUAAAGAGGAAAGCACCCAAUGCUCAUACUUUCCUGGAAGUUGUUCGAGUCCGAUGUGGUCCCGUAGCACACAGUGUUUUUAUUUUUUUCGCUUAUGUUACCAACAUCCUUGUAAUGGCUAUGCUGUUAUGCGGUGGAUCGGCCACAAUUGCUUCCGUGACUGGAAUGAAUACUGUGGCUGCGUGCUUUCUACUUCCAGUAGGAGUCAUAAUAUAUACUAUUUUUGGAGGAAUUAAGGCUACUUUCCUUACAGAUUAUAUUCAUACGAUUAUUAUUUUGGUGAUUUUGAUCAUGUUUAGUUUGACAGCGUAUUCAGCUGGUGAUAAAAUUGGUUCACCAGGUAAACUUUACGAUAUGUUAAAAGCCGCAGGGAAUUCUCAUCCUGUGGAAGGAAAUGCCGAAGGAAGUUACCUCACUAUGAGAAGUCGAGAAGGAGCUAUUUUCUUCAUAAUUAACCUUGCUGGUAAUUUUGGUACCGUGUUUGUAGAUAACGGGUAUUGGCAAAAAGCUAUCGCGGCAAACCCUGCUUCUGCACUGCCUGGCUAUAUUUUAGGGGGUCUUUCCUGGUUUGCAAUUCCUUGGUUAGCUGCUACUACAACUGGUCUUGUAUGCAUUGCACUUGAAGGUAUGCCUUAUUUCCCUACAUACCCAAAUCGUAUGAGUGAUUUAGAAGUCAGUCAAGGACUAGCUUUACCCUAUGCAGCCAUUGCUUUAAUGGGUAAAACAGGUGCUAACGCUACUGUACUGCUUAUAUUUAUGGCCGUAACAUCUGCAGCUUCAGCAGAAUUAAUCGCUGUUUCAUCUAUUUUUACUUAUGAUAUAUACAAACAAUAUAUAAGACGCAACGCCAGCAACAAAGAAUUACUGUAUACUGGGCAUGUCGCAUUAAUAACAUUUGGAUUUACAAUGUCGGCUUUUGCAACUGGAUUAUACUAUGGAAAAGUAUCAAUGGGUUAUUUGUACCUGUUGAUGGGAGUAUUAGUAUGUCCUGCAGUCAUCCCUGCAACGUGCGUUAUGCUAUCUACACGAGCUUCUAAACUAGCAAUUACUCUUUCGCCCGUAUUAGGCCUUAUUUCCAGUGUUGUUUGUUGGCUUGUGGUCGCAAGUGCGCAAGGUUCAGGUAAAUUAACGAUUGAUACGACAGGAGCGAAUAAUCCUAUGCUAGCGGGUAAUGUUGUCGGACUUUUGAGUCCCGUGGUAUAUUUAAUUGUUUUGUCCUUCUUAAAGCCCGAAAAGUAUAAUUUUAAGGAACUACUAGAUAAGUUUGAGAUGCACUAUGAUUCCGAAGAAGAAAAGAUUCUGCAAAAGAAAAAACUUAACCGUGCAAGUAUAAUAUCAAAGAUUGCUGCAACCGCCGUUGCCGGAGUGUUCAUCAUUCUGUGGCCUUGGCCGAUGUAUGGGUCAAAGUAUAUAUUUUCAAAGCGGUUCUUUACUGGAUGGGUUGUGGUAGGAUUGAUUUGGAUUUUUUUUACGGUGUUUUCAGUUGGAAUAUUCCCCUUAUGGGAAGGACGAAACGAUAUUUAUCACAUUGUGAAAAGAAUGAUCGUGUCAGCGUUUGGAGCCAAAAUUAUUGAAAGUGAAGAUAUUGGAGAAGUUGCUGGCAUCGAUAUUAAAGGGGAGGAAAAAAAAGAGAAAGAGAAGUCGUUUAUUGAUAUUUAACUUUGAAAUUGUAAAAACAAGUUGAUAGGAACUAUUGAAAGAAAUGUUGAAGAUAUGAAUUUAUGUUUAUAUUAAAAAUUUUCCUUAUAAUUUCUUAUAUUUUUGUGAACAUGAGUUGUUUGAUUCAGAAAUGAUGUUUACAAAUAGUCGUGCUAUUAGAAUGAAAUAGAUUCAAAC
Molecule: messenger RNA, 2313 nt
Organism: Schizosaccharomyces cryophilus OY26
Lineage: Eukaryota; Fungi; Ascomycota; Schizosaccharomycetes; Schizosaccharomycetales; Schizosaccharomycetaceae
Product: urea transporter
Exons: 1
Coding region: 157-2136 (659 amino acids)
Biological process (GO): spermidine transport; urea transmembrane transport; putrescine transport
Cellular component (GO): plasma membrane
Molecular function (GO): putrescine transmembrane transporter activity; spermidine transmembrane transporter activity; urea transmembrane transporter activity
Source: RefSeq, a predicted model, not a curated record